This is a messenger RNA of Lactuca virosa, 2117 nucleotides long. The record is from the annotation of a GenBank genome assembly. Lineage: Eukaryota; Viridiplantae; Streptophyta; Magnoliopsida; Asterales; Asteraceae.
AAGGCGCCAACCAUUCUAAUAUCUCCCGCCUCUCUCUUCAACAUUCUCUUUAUUUCUUCGCCAUUUCCCUCUACCACUCAAUCCCUCCACUUUCCCACCUAUCUCUCCCCCCCUCUCUCUAAAAUCUCUAAAAUCCAAAUCCUAGACGAAAUGCACGGACACCAGCCCCAUCCGGUCACUCCAGGCGGAGCCAGAUAUCUCUCCGAUGAUUUCUUUUCUAAAAAAGGAAAGCGACGCGGCAACUACAACUGUGGCCGAUGUGGUCUUCCGAAGAAAGGCCACGUCUGUCACCUACCACCGCUAUCAACCACCGAUUCAAACUCAGCGGCUGUAACUCCGACCGAUUCUGCAACCUCAUCCGCCACCCCCACUAUUCCGGCUUCACCUCUGCUAUCUGCUGUUCGCCCGCAUCGGCGCCAGCAGCGGUGCUCUAAGCUUCGACGAGCUUUGUCGUUUGACAAUAUCGUUGUUCACGAUUUACCGGAGUCGGACGACGAGGGAGGGGAGGAGUGCCUUUCGCCGGAUGUGGAGUUGGAUGUUGGAUCUGGUGAGUUGCCGGUGAAUUGCUUGUGGGAGGUGUUGCGGAGGUUGCCGCCGCCGUCGUUGCUAUCGGCGGCAAAAGUGUGUAAGGGAUGGCUGGAUGUUUCUAGACGGCUUUGGAAAGCUGCCGAAGAGCUUCGACUUAAAGUCCCCGCUAAGACUCAAGUUGGAUGCGUGGGAUCGGUUUUACAGAAAUGUCCGGCUCUUGUUAGAUUAUCACUUACGAUGGAAAGUGACAUGGAUUCAACUAUGUUGGCCUGCAUUGCUUUUUCCUGUCCGAAUCUGGAAUCUCUGGAGAUCUUCACGUGUGAAGGCUCAUUCAAUCGCAUUACUGGGGACGAUUUGGGUCGUUUUGUUGCUGAUAAGCGUUGUCUGAAAAGUCUUAAGAUGGAAGGGUGUUCUAACCUUGCAAGCUUUGUUCUCUGCUCCACCACUCUCUCCACUCUUUGGCUUUCAGAUCUUCAUUCCCUUUCAAAAAUGGUUUUCAAUCUUCCCAAUUUAAACGAGAUAUCCCUUGAUUUCUCCUGCCAAGAGAAAGAUACGACUGAUCUUACUACCAUGAUGGAUGGGCUUGGAAGAAGCUGCCCUAAAUUACAAAACAUUCACAUUGCUUCCCUUAAACUUUCCCAUUCCGUUGUCCUUUCUCUCACUGCUGCAAAUUUAAGGUGCUUGCGUAUGUUAUCAUUUGUUCUUGGAUCAGAAAUAACCGAUGCAUCUGUUGUAGCAAUUUCUAAAUCAUACUCAAACCUAGAAUUGCUUGACCUGAGUGGGUCUAGCAUAAGUGACAGUGGUAUUGGGAUGAUAUGCAAUGUAUUUCCUGAAACCCUAACAAGACUGCUUGUUGCUCUAUGCCCUAACAUCACAUCAAGUGGUAUCCAGUUUGCCACAGCCCAGUUGCCACUUUUGGAACUGAUGGAUUGUGGGAUGACAAUAUGUGAUUCAGAGUCAGACACACAACAUUCAAACAAUGAUACAAACUCAAAAAUAUCACCAAACAGCAAAUUGCAUCUUUUAUAUCAGAAGUUAUUUAUAAAACAUGCCCGUUUGAAAAAGCUCAGCCUUUGGGGUUGUUCUAGUCUUGAUUCCUUGUAUCUAAGCUGCCCUAAUCUCAAUGAUCUAAACCUGAACUCAUGUAAAAAUCUGAAUCCAGAAAAAUUAGUACUGCAAUGCCCUAAACUGGAAAGUGUGCAUGCUAUUGGUUGUGAAGAUGUAUUAAUCGAAGCAGUUCAAACUCAGGUUUCCAGUGAUUCUGCUCCUGUAGAAGACCGAUUUUCUCGCAAGAGAAUGGCUGAUGGUUCCAAGAGAGUUAGAAUUCCAUUUUCCUUUAGCCAACAGUUAUUGGAUGAUGAGAAAAUAAGUUGUAAGGUUCAAAAGAGAAGGUGCAGGGUGAGGGUGGUUGUGGAGUAAUAAAAUUAUAUUGGUGUAGAAGCUGUUAUAAAAUAUAAACUAUGUGCAGUAGAUUAUUCAUUCUGUUGUCCAAAUCAAUCUGUAAUGAAGUUAAGUUGCUAGUUUACAGGCUUAAACAAACUUUAUAUUUUUAUUAUGGUAUCUUAAUGUCAUUGCAAUAAAAAUGCCAU